Molecule: messenger RNA, 679 nt
Organism: Lolium perenne
Lineage: Eukaryota; Viridiplantae; Streptophyta; Magnoliopsida; Poales; Poaceae
Product: TPD1 protein homolog 1
Biological process (GO): cell fate determination
Source: RefSeq, a predicted model, not a curated record
CUGCUGGAUGGGGGCAAGCGCACACAUUAUCCAGUAUAUAUAAUCGGUCGAUACACCAAGAUAGAAACAAGCUCGCCGGGCACCAAGCCACCACGAUAAUCUUUAGCUUGAGGUUGAAACAAACACUUGAUGGCGAGUCAUAUCUUCCUGCACCUCGCGCUACUGCUGCUACUCUGCAGCGCCAGCCAAGGUGAGGAGCUGGGCGCAGAUGCAGCGGGCCGGUCUCCGUGCCGGGCGGCGGACCUGGUGGUGCGGCAGUCGGCGACUGGGCGGGUGGUGGAGGGGAAGCCAGAGUACGCGGUUGAAGUGAGCAACCGCUGCCGGUGCGCGCAGUCCAGGGUGCUGCUCCGAUGCUACGGCCUCAGCAGCGUCGAGACCGUGGACCCGCGGGCGAUCCGGCCAGUGGAUGACGAGCGCUGCCUGCUCCGGGACGGACGCCGGAUCCAGAGGGGCGCGCCGGUGCGGUUCAACUACGCCUGGAUGACGCCCUUCGACUUCCCACUGCUCAGCUCACAGGUUCGCUGCUAGUUGUAGGUGCCUGCCAAGCUCGAUCGAUAGUAGGAAUGUAAUGAGAUGUUUUACACUGCCCGCAUUGUAAGUGGUAACAUGAGGUACGGAUCGAUUUGGCCCGCUUGUUUUUGACAACCAUAUCAAUGUUGUGGAAUAAAUCUUGACGCAG